This is a messenger RNA of Glycine soja, 801 nucleotides long. RefSeq lists its product as uncharacterized. The record is from RefSeq and is a predicted model, not a curated record. The transcript has a single exon. NCBI's taxonomy places the organism in Eukaryota, Viridiplantae, Streptophyta, Magnoliopsida, Fabales, Fabaceae. Bases 1 to 801 code for a protein of 266 amino acids.
AUGAAGGGCUCAUCCAAAGUGAUUAUGGGUGCAACCUUGGUAAUGGUGGUGACCCUUGCAGUGGUCCUAGUCCUUAUAUUUGUGCUGCUAGCUGAGCUCUACUGUUCCCUCUUACUCCGGCGUCGCCACCUCAGAAACAGAAACUCCAACAACAGUACUAUUCCCACCGCCAGAGCCAAUGCUUCACCUUCUCACACAGACACAGCCUCACUCCCCCAACAACAACAGUCUCCACCAUUCCGCAGCAUUUAUGCACAAGGAGUCCUCCAAGCUCCAAGAAGCAUCCUUCUCCCUGCAGUUUCUUGCAAAGAAGACAAAGCUGGGCCAAGGAAGCAGAAGCACUAUUCUCAACUUCUUCAAAUCCAAAUCCAACCCCAAGAGUCAAAUUCAAGCCCUUCCCCACCACCAUCCCUCAUAUCCAUAGCACCCUCAAGAUCAAAUCUUUGUCAUGAUGAUGAUAAACAACCUUGCAAUGACGGGGAAAAACACCUUGUGUACAUUUCCAACCCCAUUUAUGAGAGCCAAGGGAGUGGAGCAGACACCCCAUUUGAGACACCGGACACUUCACCUUCGCGCUUGGAAAGAAGUGGUUCUUUUGAGGAAGAUGAUGCAGCAGCUGAGGCUUGUGUUACUCACUCACCAUGUACCCCACCUUUGACGCCAAUGAAGAAGCUCCCUGCAGAGGCUUCCUCCGUUUCCCUAAGAGACGCAAGGUCCUUGGCCACUUCAUGCAGUGAUUCACGUAGCAACAAUGGUCUCUCUUCAUCCUCCGCUUCCCCUUGUACCUCUCCUUCAUGGUAA